This is a messenger RNA of Mya arenaria, 4316 nucleotides long. Its product is annotated as toll-like receptor 2. Bases 160 to 2721 code for a protein of 853 amino acids. Gene Ontology annotation, cellular component: membrane. Gene Ontology annotation, biological process: toll-like receptor signaling pathway; immune response; inflammatory response. The transcript is spliced from 2 exons. NCBI's taxonomy places the organism in Eukaryota, Metazoa, Mollusca, Bivalvia, Myida, Myidae. Gene Ontology annotation, molecular function: protein binding; transmembrane signaling receptor activity. The record is from RefSeq and is a predicted model, not a curated record.
GUCCUGUAAAACAUAAACGAGUGCCUUUAAUACUCCAUGUGUCUUAUCUACCACAUUUGCAUUUGAACAUCAAAUAUGAUAUGAUCAUAACACGGAUAAAAUAGUGCUUUUAGGUGAGCAGCGGGUUCAACAGCUUGACUAAACUUUCGGAAGAGUUACAUGUUAAAGAAAGCCAUGGGUCUUUCAAUAUAUUACUUACUUAUAACUGGAAUAGGUCUUGUAUUAUUCACACAAGUAUUAAGAGCACAGGAUUUGUAUGCGCACAUUCCACUAUGCCCUGGUUCGUCACUUUGUAAAUGUGAGAAAUUGUCAGAAGACGGUUUUUACGAUGUUUACUGCAACGGGAAUGAAAAAAGACAAGACAUAAAUAUGAAAAUACCUCCAUACAAGAUAAGAACUCUAACUGUUGAACAAUUUAGUUUCCAGAAACUAUCAGCAAAAAUAUUUCCACAAAAUAUCACUGUUCAGAGAUUCCAUUCCAUAAAAAAUGAAAUUUGGAAUAUGAACAACGAUACGUUUCACAAUUUUCAGUCGCUGAGUGAGGUUCACUUUUCUGAUAGCACACUCAAGCAACAAUUUCAGCUAAUGGAAGCUAUUGGCAGAAUAACUGGUGACGGGAACAUUACGCUGGUUAUUCAGGGAAUGCAGCUCAAUAAUAUAAAUUCCUCAUAUAUCAAGUUUCAAGGAUCGGUGAAGCUAACAGAGAUUCAGCUUACUCGCAAUAACAUGGAUACAUUUAGACCAGAGUUGCUGACAAAUUUAGACUAUUUGGAAGAUGUAUCUGUAGCAGAUAAUGUUAUAAGUUGUUUCAGUGAAAAUAGCACACAACUCCAUCCAUUGAAGCGGUUAGAUAUGAGUAAUAACAGACUUGCACCCGAUAAUAUAGCCUUUUGUUUUGACAACGGUAGCAGCCUGUUUCCUAACCUCACAGUAUUGAACGUUUCUGGGAACUUUAUUUCUACUAUACGAGAAGACUCUUGGCGAUGUAUGGAUAAGCUAGAAAUUCUAGAUCUGUCUAAUAACAACAUAAAGCAGAUAAACAUAAGCAACAUAUCUCACUUGGUGUCUUUAAAGCACCUUAUUCUUAAAAAGAACUGGAUAAAUUCAAAUUGGGGAAUUCAAGCCGGGAAAUACCCACCACAUCUGGAAUAUCUUGAUUUAAGUGAUAAUCAAUUUAUGACAUUUAUGCCAAAAUUGUGUGACAACUCGAGCAACAAAAUCAUAAGCAUACGUCGUAUGGACCUGAGCUAUAAUCAUAUAAGUGUUUUGAACGAUAAUUUCACUAAAUGUCUAUGGAAUCUUUCAGAAUUGUACCUCAGUAAGAAUGCAAUUACAACAUUAAACGAUCACUCUUUUGCACAGUUUCCAAAUCUCAAAGUGUUACAUAUUGAUAUGCAAAUUCGUGGGUUAAUUACAAUAGACGAAAAUGCAUUCGAAACGAAUCUUAAAGAGCUGAAUUUGAAGACAAAUUUUAUAGAAUUUACUAACGAAACUUCCAGUAGGACAUUUAACAGUUGUACUGGUGUAACAAAUCUCAUCUUAACUGACAAUGUUGUCAAGGAUAAGACAGCAUUUUUCUCAUCGUUAUCCCGUUUAAAACACCUGGAGGUUCUUGUUCUGGAACGAGUAGGUCUGACCGAAUUUCCAUACGAACUCUUUACGUUUGACAAUCUUCAUAAAAUAGUAAUCGACCUAAAUGCAAUUGAAAGAAUCUAUUUUCCUCCGAAUACAUCCUUUAAGAGCAAUGUGACAUAUUUUUCUGCUGAGCAGAAUCAAAUUGUGUUCACAGAGAACAAAAGUACUUUACCAGAUGCAGUUUUGAAAACUUUAAAAGAAGUGAAUUUUGGAAAAAAUAUUUUUGAUUGUUCGUGCGAUACAUAUUCAAGAUGGUUUCGAAGCCAGAUAGCAGAACACGAAUCACAAGGCUAUUUCCAACGCAUUAGACUUAUUGGAUGGCCACAUAAUUAUAUUUGCCACUCGCCAGUGAAAAUGAUUGGAAAAGAAUUAGCGGACUUCCAUCUUUCGGGCGAAGACUGUCGCGAAUCACUAAUCAUUGUGUAUAUAGCAAGCGCAUGUACAGGAUUUGUUGUUUUUGUUAUGGCAGUCGUUUCUUAUUGGAACCGAUGGUACAUUCAGUUCCAUUGGCAUAUGUUUAAGAAGAGUUGCAAACGAAUACGAACGAUUGCAGAUCCGGAAAGAGAACACCUGAUAGAAGAAAGUGGACUUCUUUACGACGCAAACGUUAUUUACAGUGAGAAUGACAGUAAGUUCGUGCUUAAAGAUUUACGGAGGCUAGUAGAAGAGAAAUUACACUAUAGACUGCUCUUAUGGGACAGACAAGGCGCUGUAGGGGGUACUAAAUCGGAUGCUUACUUCGACGCUAUGGAUGCUUCAAAGAGUGUCAUUGUUGUUGUUUCGAACAGUUUGAUAAAGGACGCUUGGUGUGAGUUUCAAAUAGACAUUGCUUUGAUGAAAAAAAUCGAGACUAGAGGGAAAAGGAAGAUAUUCCUUGUCAUUCUGACGGAUGUGGAUUUAGAAUCUGUGAGUAAAUCCUGGUGUGUUCUUUUAGCCAAGAAAAAUAACGGUAAAUGGUGCGGAACUGAGAAUAGCAUACGUAGAAAAGUAUUUGUAGAGGACCUGAAAGCAACAUUGGGAAAACCAUUGUCGGUCGAAUACAGCCGAUCUCGUUCUCGCGAGGAUUCAAACAGCUCAAAUUAUUAAGUGGCAUGACACAAAUCGCAUAGUAAUGAAUAGUUAUAGCUGUUCAACGGUUGAAAAGGUGAAACACUGUGCUUGGUUUCAAAACGAUAGAAAUUUUCACAAACACUUCAAAGGUUGUUUAUAAAUAUUUGUUCGCUGAUCUCAAAUUAUUUUCUUUUACCGGAGUCUUGUUUACUCAAAUCUGCCUAGAUUGUAUGUGCAAAGAGUCGCAAGAAAUAGAUCUAGAUGCGAUGACUUAUACAUGCCAUGAAGUGUACCGUGUGAAAUCAUGUUAUAUAAUUAUUGAGUAAGCCACUGAAUAUGACCUGAUAUGUUUUACUUUAUAAUAAUUUCGUUUUGUUUUGUUUUUAAUUUCAUUUAAAAGAAAACAAUGCGUUGAUUUAAAAAAAAACUAGGAAUCAUAUCGUUUUUUUUUUAAAUUAAUUGGUUCUCAUUUUCUUUUGAAAGCUAUAGGGGAACUGAGGAAAGAACUAAGAACUAAAACAGUUUUGUAUUUAUUAAUGGAAUGACAUUCUUAAUUAUGAUCAAAAUUAUGAGAACCCCUCAGUGAAUAUUACAUAUAUAUGUUCACGUCAAUUAUUUGCUGAAGCAAUGAUAAACUUAUAGGUCGUAUUAUAUGUUAUAUUAUUCAAGUACAUGCUGGUUGGGGUACACAUGUUCAAUGUGUAUAUUUGUUGUAUAUAAUCAUGUUUGAAUUGUAUAUAUUUUAAAAACGAGCAAAAGCGGGCUAGAAAUAUAAUGAAUUUCUUUUCUAUCAGUUUCCGUAUUCUGACUGUUAUCGGUGUAUAUUUUGUAGAUAUACUCAUUACAUUGUAAGUACAUGUUCACUUGUAUUUGUCAUGUAUGGAGGAUGAGUUACAAAAGUCAAAUAUAUAAACUAACGUUUACUUGUUUAAUACCGUACAGAAACUGACUGAUAUUCAUUUGCACAGAGAAUUGUAUAUUCAAACUAAAAAUCUUUAAAAGCAUAACAAAAGCUUGUAGAAUAAAUGGAGCAUUGUCUGUUACAUUGAAAAAAAUCAUAUAUAUACAUAUGAACAAAAGACCUUUUAAUUGAGCACAAUAAAUGUUGAUGCCCAAAUGUUUUAAUUGUAAUGCACUGUUUUGUUUCAUAUUUGUCAUUAAUGAUCAAACAAUUGAUUUUGUGUAUAUAUUAAAACGAAAUUAUCGAUAUUUUUGCGCUUUUUAACUUGGUAAUGUGUGGUCAGGUAGCUUAAUUAAUUGAAAAAAAAUAUUCAUAAAGGCUAAUAUGUUUUACAAAAAUCAUAGUCUUUUUUAUCUGUAUAGUUAUAUUGCAUAAAAUAAACAAAUAAUUGUUUGUUUGCAUCAACCUAUGUUAUACGCCUUUAACUCUCAUGUUUGAUGGCUAUAUCAUAUAUCUUUCAAACUUAUUUUGAACGUCUUAGUAUAUCAAGUGCAUCGUACAUGUAUUUAACAGCUUUGGUAUGAUCCUGUGACGACCUGGUUUCUGUUAGCCAUAGUCCGUGACGAAUAUGAUACACCCUGUCAUAAAACUACAUAGAUGAACUGUCAUGCUUGACAAUGUUCACACUAACUAUUGAUAUAUGUUUUAAAAAAUAAAAUAUUAUUAAAGA